This is a messenger RNA of Felis catus (domestic cat), 6568 nucleotides long. RefSeq names its product SEL1L adaptor subunit of ERAD E3 ubiquitin ligase (gene SEL1L). Lineage: Eukaryota; Metazoa; Chordata; Mammalia; Carnivora; Felidae. Gene Ontology annotation, biological process: ERAD pathway. The coding region runs from base 134 to 2521 and encodes 795 amino acids. Gene Ontology annotation, cellular component: endoplasmic reticulum membrane. The transcript is spliced from 21 exons. Gene Ontology annotation, molecular function: protein binding. The record is from RefSeq and is a predicted model, not a curated record.
GGAGGCCUGGGAAGGGGCGGAGGAAGGAGACCAGAGCAGGAAGAGCAGCGGCGAGGCGGUGGCGGUGGCUGAGUUGGUGGUGGCAGAGGCGAAAGCGACAGCUCCAGGGGGUGGCAGCGGCCGCGAGAGCAGGAUGCGAGUCCGGGUUGGGCUGACGCUGCUGCUCUGUGCGGUGCUGCUGGGCUCGGCCUCGGCGUCCUCGGAUGAGGAAGGCAGUCAAGAUGAAUCCUUAGAUUCCAAGACCCCUUUGCCAUCAGAUGAGUCGUCGGUAAAGGACCACAGCACAGCAGGCAGAGUAGUCGCUGGUCAAAUCUUUCUUGAUUCAGAAGAAUCAGAAUUAGAAUCACCUAUUCAAGAAGAGGAAGACAGCCUCAGGAGUCAAGAAGCGGAAAGUGUCACAGAAGAAAUCAGCUUUCUAGAAUCUCCAAAUCCAGAAAACCAGGACUACGAAGAACCAUCGAAAGUACGGAAACAAGCUUUGACCGCCAUCGAAGGCACAGCACAUGGGGAGCCCUGCCACUUCCCUUUCCUGUUCCUGGAUAAGGAAUACGAUGAAUGUACAUCAGAUGGGAGGGAAGAUGGCAGAUUAUGGUGUGCUACAACCUAUGACUACAAGGCAGAUGAAAAGUGGGGCUUUUGUGAAACUGAAGAAGAAGCUGCUAAAAGACGGCAAAUGCAGGAAGCAGAAGUGAUGUACCAGACUGGGAUGAAGAUCCUCAAUGGAAGCAAUAAGAAAAGCCAAAAACGAGAAGCCUAUCGGUAUCUUCAAAAGGCAGCAGGCAUGAACCAUACCAAGGCCCUGGAGAGAGUGUCAUAUGCUCUUUUGUUUGGUGAUUACCUGACACAGAAUAUCCAGGCAGCUAAAGAGAUGUUUGAGAAACUAACUGAGGAAGGCUCUCCUAAGGGACAAACUGCCCUUGGCUUUCUCUAUGCCUCUGGACUUGGUGUCAAUUCAAGUCAGGCAAAGGCCCUCGUGUAUUACACUUUUGGAGCUCUUGGGGGCAACCUGAUAGCACACAUGGUUUUGGGUUACCGGUACUGGGCCGGCAUCGGAGUCCUCCAGAGCUGUGAAUCGGCACUGACUCACUAUCGUCUUGUUGCCAAUCAUGUUGCUAGUGACAUCUCACUGACAGGAGGCUCAGUAGUACAGAGAAUACGGCUGCCUGACGAGGUGGAAAAUCCAGGAAUGAAUAGUGGAAUGCUGGAAGAAGAUUUGAUUCAGUAUUAUCAGUUCCUAGCUGAAAAAGGUGAUGUACAGGCACAGGUUGGUCUGGGACAACUGCAUCUGCACGGAGGCCGUGGAGUAGAACAGAAUCAUCAGAGAGCAUUUGACUACUUCAAUUUAGCAGCCAAUGCUGGCAAUUCACAUGCUAUGGCCUUCUUGGGAAAGAUGUAUUCAGAAGGAAGUGAUAUUGUCCCACAGAGUAACGAGACAGCUCUUCACUACUUUAAGAAAGCUGCUGACAUGGGCAACCCAGUCGGUCAGAGUGGACUCGGAAUGGCUUACCUCUACGGGAGAGGAGUUCAAGUUAAUUAUGAUCUGGCACUAAAGUAUUUCCAGAAAGCUGCUGAACAAGGCUGGGUGGACGGGCAGCUGCAGCUUGGCUCUAUGUACUACAAUGGCAUUGGCGUCAAGAGGGAUUAUAAACAGGCCUUGAAGUAUUUUAACUUAGCUUCUCAGGGAGGCCACAUCUUGGCUUUCUAUAACCUAGCACAGAUGCAUGCCAGCGGCACAGGUGUGAUGCGAUCGUGUCACACGGCAGUGGAGUUGUUUAAGAAUGUGUGUGAACGAGGCCGGUGGUCAGAGAGGCUAAUGACUGCCUAUAACAGCUAUAAAGAUGGCGACUACAACGCCGCGGUGAUCCAGUACCUCCUGCUGGCCGAACAAGGCUAUGAAGUGGCACAGAGCAACGCAGCCUUCAUUCUCGAUCAGAGAGAAGCAACCAUUGUAGGUGAGAAUGAAACUUACCCCAGAGCUUUGCUGCACUGGAACAGGGCUGCCUCCCAAGGCUAUACAGUGGCUAGAAUUAAGCUUGGAGACUAUCAUUUCUAUGGAUUUGGCACUGACGUAGACUACGAGACUGCGUUCAUUCAUUAUCGUCUGGCAUCCGAGCAGCAACACAGCGCACAAGCCAUGUUUAAUCUGGGGUAUAUGCACGAGAAAGGACUGGGCAUUAAACAGGAUAUUCACCUUGCAAAACGUUUUUAUGACAUGGCGGCCGAAGCCAGCCCAGACGCACAGGUACCAGUCUUCCUAGCACUAUGCAAACUGGCUGUGGUGUAUUUCUUGCAGUACAUCCGGGAGACAAACAUUCGAGAUCUGUUCACCCAGCUUGACAUGGACCAGCUUUUGGGGCCUGAGUGGGACCUUUACCUCAUGACCAUCAUCGCUUUGCUGUUGGGAACAGUUAUAGCUUACCGGCAGAGGCAGCACCAGGACAUGCCUCUACCCAGGCCCCCAGGGCCACGGCCAGUGCCACCACAGCAGGAGGGGCCACCAGAGCAGCAGCCACCACAGUAACAGCCACUGUGUCCAGCCUUGAUCAGUGACAACCAAGGAAAUUGUUUGCUGAGAACACUUGCAUUUGAUUUAGGACUUCGGAUCAGUGGUCACCUCCUGGAAGAGGCACAAGGAAACAUUGAAUUCCUAAAGCUGCUUAGAAUCUGAUGCCUUUAUUUUCAGGGAUAAGUAACUCUUACCUAAACUGAGUUGAAUGUUUGUUUCAGUGCCGUAUGGAGUAACAACUCUCAGUGGCUUUCCCCCUCCCACCCCCCCAUUUUUUUUUCCUGGAAACAUGUGAGACGCAAUGUCUGCUGUACCCAGCUGUCUUUCUUGGGUCCUUUUGGUCAUUCUCUCAAUGUGCAUAAGUUCUUCUAUCAACCACCUUUAAGGUCUUGUGCAUCAACACUAAAAACUGAUCACUGUAAAAAGGAAAAACCAGUUAGUUGCAAGUUUAACCUUAACAUGUUUGAAAGUCUGAAAAUAGAACUUGCCUUUUAAGUAAAAAAAAAAAAAAAAAAGUCUUCAAAGUGUUUCAGAACUGCAAUAACUGAGAAACUUUUACCAAUCCAUGUGCAAGUAUACGUAUUCAACAUAUUAUUUUAAAAGGGAAGGCUGGGAGGUUUCUUCUUACUGGUGAUUGUCACACUUGAUACCGUACUUGUGUCCUUCAAAGACUGAAAGUCCUGUUAAAGAGUUUUACGUGAACUUCACUUCUCUGGAAUGAAAUAGAUGAAACAUUGUGAACUGACUCCUUGAGCUAACAUGUGAAUUUGCCCCACCUACUCGAUGUAAUUUGCUUGUUUGUUUUGAGUAUACAGAGCCUUGAUCCGGAAGCCAGAGGAUGGACUAAGUGGGAGAAAUUAGAACAAUACUAAAGAACUCUGGGUGGGGUACCAAAAUGAUAGACACACUUUCCCGAAAGAUGAAGCAUUUGUUCCCAGGGUUUAUUUUACUUUGCAUUUUUUUAUUGCAAAAGAACAGUUUGCACCCUCCUGAAUUCUUUAAAUUUGAAAUAUUAUUGCCAAGAUGUGGCACACAGUGACUACCAUUAUAAAACUAAAACUCUGAGAAUCUAAGAUAUAUUAAACUCAGUGGUUGAGGAAAGCCAAAGCCUGUUUAUACUGUUCAGGUAGAUUUUUACUUCUGCAGUUUUAUAUUACAGUAGAAAGUCAACCACUUUGUUAGCUGUCCUAUUCACCACCCUCCCACUGUUGACGUUAGGAAAAUCAAGGCCAUUAUACUUCAGAGUCUGGUUAAAUAGCGUGAAACACAACAACAAAGAAAACCGAGGAUUUCACAUACCAUACAAAUGAAGAAAUUUAAACCGAAUUUGUAUUUCUUUUUACUAUCAGAUGGUGGUAUUCACCAGCCUAUGUCUAGUCUGAGACUACAUUAGUAUCUGAGCAGGCUUUCUAUGCCUACUGACCUCAGUCUGUUUAUAUUAACCUUUAUACUCUUUCCGUAGGCCCUCAUCUGCCAGAAAACUUGAAGAGUUUAUUACCUGUAGAGUUGUAAGACUUUGGGUUUUGAAGUUGGGAUUGUAUUUAGAACUAGAUUUAGGUAGUCUGUAAUGAACACGAAGGCUUUAAAUGUGAAGUUGUAUGCUUUUCGUGUGUGUUUAGAGUAUUCUGAGAAACCUGGUAAGCAAAUUUUACACCCACGUAAUUGCUUCCAGAUUUGAAGAGGUGGCCACAGAGGGAACCAUAUGUAUAAAUGCAUAUCUGAAAGGUAGGAAAUGCCACCCUCAAAAACAUCCCCUUGCUUUGGGCAGCUCUUAAAUAUUAAGACUUCUUUGAUCUCUUACACAGAGAGAGAGAGAUCUGAGUGCAGUUGGUACAAUAUGUUGGUGUCUUCACCACUGCGUCUUCUCACCCUUCAAAACUGUAAUUCACGGUAGCAGCCACAUUUCUUUUUGAAAGAACUGUUGUAAUUUAUUUAAAUGCUUAAAAACCCCUCUAAGAUGAGUAAACAACCGUUUGUUUCCUCUACCACCCACCUGAUUUCUCCUUUAGCAGCAUUUUUAUCUCUAGCUUUACUUCCCUCCAUUAGCACUCUGAGAAGACAUUUCAUAAAACAGUGUGCACUACCUAAAUAAAGCCAGAUGGGAAAGCGCAGUCUUGUUCUUCAUGCAAUAACAAACUUCCUGUUAGUUUACAACUACUUGCCAUUUCCUUUUUAUUACUAAUAUUCUAACCCUUUUCUUGGCCUUUCCCCCCCGUCCUGCCAAACCCUUGAGUCAUUUGCUACUGGAAAUUUGAACGGUCUAUUUAAAAUAACUUAGUUCCUAGAUGGCUUUGUGACUUCAGUCCUUACGACUGUCUCAAAAUACUCUGCUCCCUUUUUCUUUUCUGUUCACGGGACAUAAUACCUAGGCAAGUAGGAACUGGGUUUGGUGUUUCUCCUAAAAUAAUGCUCAAUACUUACCUAAUCAAAUGGCAUCCAUUUGAAUAAAAUGACAGUAACUAAAGCUAGUUAAUGUCAGUGACAUUAAACUAACUCCAGAAUUCAGGAGUUUUAAUGUUAGAACUUAGAGUUAGCAGAUUGAGCACAGCUUCAUUUCUCCAUGGUAGCCUGUCUCCUGACCCCUUUAAUAGCCUGUCUUCCUGCCAUCAAAGGUGACGACAGUAGUACUCCACUUAGCUUAUAUUCUCCUGUGCGUGUGCUUUGUGGUUAGCCAACUGUUCCAGAGUUUUGAGACCAUUCUUCUUCUUUUUUAUGUCACAGAGGUAGCAUUGGUGUUUGGGGUUGUUUUGUUUCUUUCUGUGGUUGAAUUUUUUUGUUUCUGUUCUUUGAGUAAGGCUUAUCUUAUUUUUGGUUAAUAUUCAGUGUCACAGAAAAAGUAACUCCCCCCCCUUUUUUUUUCAAAAUUCAUUAUUUAGCACUGAAAUGAGAUUAACUUGGGAAUCGUUUAUCUUGAUACUCUUGAGGAUUUGUUACCCUUGUGCAUAUAAGGUUAAUUUGUGAAAGUUUUACUGCUAAGCUGUUCUGUCUCUGUACCAUUGGAAAGUUGUAGAAACUCUGCCAUGAUCUGACCAUGAUCUGAUGCUUUAUUUAAGGAGCUGCUGUUGCCUCCGGGAAACUUAAGUAUUUUGUAUAGGGUUUUUUUUUUUUUUUUCCUUCGUUUUUCCCUCUUUUCUUUGCUGCUCAUAUUUGUUCUUCAAACCGGUGUUUUGGAAGUAUGCAUGCAAGCCUGUAAAUGGAGACCACAGCUCUUCAUGUGUGUAGCAUGUGUAUUACUGUCUAGCCCCGUCUGCAAAAAAACUUCCCUCACAGAGGUUUGGACUAACAUUUCACAUGCACAUUUCAAAACAGUGUCAGAUAAACAGCCCCUUCACCUGCCAAGAAGAGCAGAAUGGGCUACUUUUGCCCCGAGGACAGCCAGUAUUUGUUCUGGAAGUGAGUUUAAUACGUGUUGCACCACAUUAUGACUAGGAGAAUGCAAGAAAUAAAGCAAAAGAAAACGAUUUUCAUGAAAAUCUUUUUCCUCAGUCAUUGUCCUCCACUAUAAGUGAAAAUGGAAAAUUUUUGAACACCACACUGUCUGAGGCACUACCUGAUUUUUAAAUGUGUGGCAGUCAUUGAAGAGCAGCUAAAUUUCUCCUGCCACUAGGUAGUUCAAGAAAACCUAAAAUACCCCAAGUAAAAAUUAUUUGUGUUUUAAAAUGACUGUUUGCACCAGCAAAACUCUGAUUUUGUGUGCAUGGGAAGGAUGUCUUGGCUACGUGCAGGCAGUCCUCUUUACACGCACUGUUUUUCCUGUUUGCAAUGACAAACAGGCUGACACUAGUCUCUUUGAUUUAAAAAAAAAAAAUCAUAGUGUCGAUUCGAUCAAGGUAUAACCACUGUCAAUACUUAGGAGAAGCUUAAAAAAGACCAUAAGCUGGCAUUGGAAGGAACACCAUGGUAGACUUUUUUGUAAAUUUAUUUUGUAUUUAAUUAAAUACGGUAUAAAGGCUGGUGAAGUGUAAUAUAAUUGUGUAAACAAAUCCUGUUAAUAGAGAGAUGUACAGAUUCGUUUUGUACUGUAUCUUGAAACUUGUGAAAUAAAGACUCCACCUCUGGUUA